CUGAAGCGAAAAAAUUUCCAUGGAAGGGGUUUCCUAAGCUCUGAAUUUCAGAUACUCAUUCCGGUAUAUAAAGGAUCGCAAGAGCCGAUAGUUGGCGAGAAACCGCCGUAUAGCGAAAGCAUUUUCUUUGGCAAAGAUGGUAUUGGCGAUGAUCCGAAAGCUUUUCCAGAGGUGCUAGAACAGGAUUUCGAGCCUACAUCAGAAGAAGUGGCUACACUAGCCCUUAUUCGCCUUGCCAAGGAACAUCCUACGGCCACUCUGGUCUGUUUGGGACCGCUCACGAAUGUAGCACUUGCGCUCAAGAUCGAUCCUUCGUUCACCUUCAAGCGUGUCGUAAUCAUGGGAGGAAACUACUAUGGGAUUGGAAACGUGGGCUCAAAUUCAUCGGCCGAAUACAACUUCCAUGGCGACCCUGAAGCAGCGUCCAUUGUAUUCCAAAAGCUGGCUCUGAAUCUAACUGUGAUCCCAUGGGAAUCAUUCUUCCUGGAAGGAUCUAAG
Messenger RNA from Cooperia oncophora, 498 nucleotides. The record is from the annotation of a GenBank genome assembly. NCBI's taxonomy places the organism in Eukaryota, Metazoa, Nematoda, Chromadorea, Rhabditida, Trichostrongylidae.